AUGACAGAGGAUAAGCCGGAAUUGGCAGAAUUUACUGCGGCUGACCUUUCUCGAGCUCUGAAAACGCUGCAGGAGGGAGAACAGACAGCAGACGAAAUCGAGCGAAGGCUUGAUAUGAUGGAGCAGAGGAUGGCCCUACUUCUUGAGCAGGUCGAACAAAUGCAAAGCAAUACGGAAAGAAUUCAGACAAAUCAAACAAAGAAUGACAACUAG
Messenger RNA from Torulaspora globosa, 213 nucleotides. RefSeq names its product Cmi7p (gene CMI7). The transcript has a single exon. Lineage: Eukaryota; Fungi; Ascomycota; Saccharomycetes; Saccharomycetales; Saccharomycetaceae. The record is from RefSeq and is a predicted model, not a curated record. The coding region runs from base 1 to 213 and encodes 70 amino acids.